This is a messenger RNA of Pollicipes pollicipes, 810 nucleotides long. RefSeq names its product kelch domain-containing protein 3. Bases 1 to 810 code for a protein of 269 amino acids. Gene Ontology annotation, cellular component: Golgi apparatus. The transcript has 6 exons. Gene Ontology annotation, molecular function: protein binding. The record is from RefSeq and is a predicted model, not a curated record. Lineage: Eukaryota; Metazoa; Arthropoda; Thecostraca; Pollicipedomorpha; Pollicipedidae.
AUGGGUCUGUGCGGACUGGUGACAGUGAACGCGGGCGGCGUCCGUACCAUGUGGCAGCCGGUGGUGGGCGAGGCCGAGGGCCGCCUGCCCUGCGCCCGCUCCAAGCACGCCGCCUGCCUGCUGGACGGUGCCAUCUUCGUGCUCGGCGGACGCAACGGCAACCUGCCGCUGCGCGACUUCUGGCGGCUCGAUCUCGACGGGGGCCAGUGGGAGGAGGUGCGCGCCGAGGGCAGCCGGCCGCUGAACCUGCAGGAGCACACGAUGGUGGGCUGGCAGCACCAGCUGUACGUGUUCGGCGGAGAGGUGGGCUUCUCCAGCGGCGCCGAGACGCCUCUCUGGCGCUACGAUACCAAGUCGAACCUGUGGACCAAGCUGUCGUCGAGGCCGACGCCUGCCCGCGGCGGCCAGCGGGCGUCGCCGCCGACCGCCCAGAGGUCACCCAGGGGCCUGCGGGGUCACUCGGCCGUGGUGCACGCCGACGCCAUGUACCUGUACGGCGGCUACCGCGACCUCUUGGGCUCCACCGGUGAACUCUGGCGCUAUGAGUUCGCCUCGGGUCGGUGGGAGGAGCUGCGCACGGGGCCCGGUCCGGCCGAGGGACGCCACGCCCACUCGGCCGUCGUCCACGACAGCGCCAUGUGGGUGUUCGGCGGCAUGACCGACCUGACCGAGCGCGCCGACCUCUGGAAACUCGACCUCGACUCGCUGCUGUGGACGGCACUAACAGGCGUGCUGUGUUGCCGACUCGCUGCUGUGGCCGGCGCUAACAGGUGUGCUGUGUUGCAGACUCGCUGCUGUGGACGGCACUAA